AUGUAUCAAACAUACAUUUUAUUUCUUGUUCUGGGAGUCUCAAACGCUGCUUUGGGAAAUAUCACUGCACCAGCAGAUGACUUGACAAAGGAAGAAAUUUAUAACAUAAAUGUUGACACGUAUUGUCAAACAGAAUUGGUGAUAAAAGAAAAUCUUUUGGACGUUGAAAAUCCUGUUAAUCUUUACACAACUCUUCUUGCUGAUGACAUCAAAGAUAUUGACUGUGUCGAAGUGUUAAAGCAAUAUGUAGUGAGAGUUUACAAACGCUUGAGAAAGGAUUUAGAGUCUAAAGGAACCGAUGAAAAAGUUAUUAAUUGCUACCUAGCAAGGAUCAAAGAUUUGGGCUACGAUAAAAUGAGAUUCAGAUUCAACGCUUUGUAUGGAAUUGAAAUGGAGAAAGAAAAGAAAGACGGAUUAAGAAAGUCAAUUGAUAAAGAAAUUGGCGAUACCGUAGAAAAAUCUGCCGAUAUUUGUUGGCCAAUAAAUUCUUUAUAA
This is a messenger RNA of Clunio marinus, 495 nucleotides long. The record is from the annotation of a GenBank genome assembly. NCBI's taxonomy places the organism in Eukaryota, Metazoa, Arthropoda, Insecta, Diptera, Chironomidae.